AUGGCUGACCAGCGCCCCAAAGACGCCGCGUUCCUGCCCCAGGCCUGGCAGCCGGGCCUCCAACGCCUGGCCAAAUCGUUCAGCCGGGAGAAGCUGGCCCCCCUGGCCCGUGUCAGCGACACCCUGUCGGACGUGAAGCGCAACGGGGAGCACCUCAUGCUGACCGCGCAGUCCCAGGUGGCCAAGCUGAACGAGAACACCGCUCGCCUGGCGGGGGACCUGUCCGUCCUCGCCAGCCGCGGGGAGGGCCGGCCCUCCCGCCUGGGGGGUCUCCGCAAGUCGUCUAGCGAGGCCAACUUGCAGCGGGCGGGGCAUGGCAGCUCCCGCAGCGCCCGACAGAGUUCUCGCCUGGGGAGCGGGUGGCCCAUCCCACGCAGGCGCACCACGCAUGCGAGCGAUGCAGAGGCCCUGAAGGCCCAGGACAGCCGGCCGCGUUCGCUGGACGACCUGCUGGCCUCGCCGCUGCAGAACGCGCAGGAGACGCUGGGCCACUGCCAGAAGAACCUGGCCACGCUAGGCGAGGCCCUGGCCGAGCACAAGGCCACGCUGGAGACGCGGCUGGCCACCUUUGCCCGCGAGCGCGCGGCCGCCCUGCCGUGGAUGACGGGGACGGCGGUGAACCCGCUGCUGCGCGCGGCCUACCUGGCGCGCGACGCGAGCCGGGCGGUGACGCUGAUGGUGCCCUGGCUGGCCCCUGCGGACCAGGCCCGCGUCUUCCCCGGCGACCUCUCCUUCGACUCCCCCGCGGCGCAGGAGGCGUGGGUGCGCGCCUGGGUGCGCAAGCGCACCGGCUUCGACUCCGACUUCCGGCUGACCUUCUACCCCGCGCGCUACGCGCCCGAGAAGUGCAGCAUCCUCCCCGUGGGCGACCCCACGCGCUACGUCCCCGACCACGAGGCCGACGUGGCGGUGCUGGAGGAGCCGGAGCACCUCAACUGGUACCACCACGGCGCGCGCUGGAGCGACAAGUUCCGCCACGUCGUCGGCGUCAUGCACACCAACUACCUGGACUACGCGCGCAGGGAGGAGCACGGCUGGGCCAAGGAGCUGGUGCUGAAGCACGUCAACCGCCUGGUCUGCCGCGCGCACUGCCACAAGGUGGUCAAGCUGAGCGACGCGGUGCAGUCGCUGCCGCGUGAGGUCACCGAGUUCGUGCACGGCGUGCCCGACGCCUUCCUGGCGGUGGUGUGGGGCAAGGGCUACACCGAGCUGCUGGACCUGGUGUCCCAGGCGGGGCCCGCGCUGGAGGGCGCGCCGCUGGACUGCUACGGCACGGGCGAGGAUGCGGAGGAGGUGGCGGCCCGCGCCGCGAAGCAGGGCCUGCCCCUGGCCUUCCACGGCGCGCGGGACCACUUGGACCCCUCCAUCCACGACUACCGCUGCUUCGUCAACCCCAGCACCUCGGACGUGGUGGCCACCACCACCGCCGAGGCGCUGGCCAUGGGCAAGUGGGUGGUCUGCGCCGACCUGCCCUGCAACGCCUUCUUCACCCAGUUCAAAAAUUGCCUCAUCUACAGAACCCCUGACGAGUUUGCGCGGCAUGUGCGGCACGCAAUGACCCAGGACCCGGCCCCCCUGCCCGAGGAGGACGCGCGUCGGCUGAGCUGGGAGGCCGCCACCGAGCGCUUCCUGGACGUGAGCGAGCUGCGGGAGGAGGACCUGGCGCGGCGCCCGCUGGACUCGGCCCUGGACCGCCUGGCCUACGCGGCGCACAACAGCCUGACCGGCCGCCUGGACGACUACGACCCCGCGCUGUCCCUGCGCGGCGGCAUCUUCGACUCCAAGAAGCGGGCGGGGGGGAGGGCGGAGGCCGUGACGCGGGCGUCAGCCUGA
Molecule: messenger RNA, 1833 nt
Organism: Auxenochlorella protothecoides
Lineage: Eukaryota; Viridiplantae; Chlorophyta; Trebouxiophyceae; Chlorellales; Chlorellaceae
Product: Digalactosyldiacylglycerol synthase 1, chloroplastic
Exons: 6
Coding region: 1-1833 (610 amino acids)
Biological process (GO): galactolipid biosynthetic process
Cellular component (GO): chloroplast outer membrane
Molecular function (GO): digalactosyldiacylglycerol synthase activity
Source: RefSeq, a predicted model, not a curated record